Molecule: messenger RNA, 1295 nt
Organism: Annulohypoxylon maeteangense
Lineage: Eukaryota; Fungi; Ascomycota; Sordariomycetes; Xylariales; Hypoxylaceae
Exons: 2
Coding region: 256-939 (227 amino acids)
Source: RefSeq, a predicted model, not a curated record
AUUCAAGCAUCAUCGAUGAAAAACUAUCAUGUAGCUGCAGCCAUAUAUUUUCCGCCUAUAAAUACCCUAUCACUUUGUACCUAUUAUAGUGAAAUGCCGGGUUAAUUCCGAUUGCUAGUGCCCCAAUUUAUUUAACCAGGAUUGAAGAUUCACACAUAGAGCGUAUCGUACGUAACCCGCGAUCACGCGAUGUUAUCUACAUGAACAACUUCUCUACUAAACUAAACUCCAAAUACGUCACGAAAUCGGAGCAAAAUGGGCAUAAUUAGAACGACUUUGCUAGCAAUUCCGGCCGGUGGUAUCACCCUAGGGACGUAUAUGUCCUAUCUAGCUUCCACCACUACCAUCGUCGACCUCACUAAGAACGAUCCCAUGUUCAAGACCAAAACGUAUAAAAAAUAUAACCCGAAGGACAACCCGGCACUUCAAGAUGUCGUUAUCAAGCGGAUACCUCUAGCAGCCGUCAAACCCGAACUUCGCAACGACGAAAAGGCACUCACUCUCGAGUUUUGCCGCGGCGUAUGGGGCGGUUUCAACUUCUGGCCUCAGACCAAAUACCAAGAGUUCUACGACAAGCCACCCGGAACGGAAAACCAGCUGUGGCAGACCAACGAGCUCAAAGUCGCCAGUUUCGAGAAGGGACUGAAAUUCACCAACCACUUCGAGGUGGUGAGCAACGACGGCAACGAGAUCGUCGUCCGGUGCGGCGGAUCCCCGCUGCAGCCCGGACUGAGGAAUUCGGACGGCCUAAUCUUUUUCAGCGCGAAGAUCGAUCGCGAUGCUGCGCAGGCGGAAUUCAAGUUGAAGUCGGCCUUGUUCAAUAGCGCUGGGACUUUCGCCAAGGAUGCUGGACAUCCUAUCCCGCCGAAGAUCGAGUUCCUGCACCGGUGGUAUGUCCGCAUGUUGACGUCGAGUGGUGUUGGAAAUGUGAGGAGUUAGUAAGGUCCGGACGUCUAGAUAGGUAGAGGUGUCGAUUUAUACCCUCUUUAGAGCUCGUCUUCUAUUCGCGCGAGGAGUUUGGUUUCGUGGAGGUCACCUAGGGGUGGUGCACGUUGAUGAGGCAUGACAAGAAUAUUAUGGAUGUACUUGUUGCAUCUAGAUCUCAAGAACAGAAGUUCUUAUGCCAGUAUCUAGAGCUUUAAAUUCAAUGAUUCUCGAUGCCCUGGUUUCAUUUUAUGACUUUGUGUCGCCAUUAUCUUCUUUGAUCUCUGCUGGACCCAAUAGCCCAUAUCAAUCCACAAUCUUAUCGGCUUAUGAUGAUAUAUAUCCUUUCACAUGGCAGAGGAUCCAUUGAU